AUGCCGGCUUGGUCAUGUGAUCAGCUGUGUCCAAUCACAGCUGAUCACAUGUACACUGAUCAUCAGAGCACUGAUGAUCUGUGUGCCCUGAUGACCAGUGUAUCCCCAGCAGUGCCACCUGUCAAUGCUCAUCAGUGCCAUGUGCCAGUGCCCAUCAGUGCCACAUCAAUGUCACAUAUCAGUGCCUACCAGUGCACAUCAAUGGCACAUAUCAGUGCCCAUCUGAGCUGCCUUUCAGUGUCACCCAUCAGUGCCAGUUAGUGCCACCUAUCAGUGCCCGUCAGUGCCGCCUAUCAGUGCCAGUCAGUGCCGCCUAUCAGUGCCGCCUAUCAGUGCCAGUCAGUGCCGCCUAUCAGUGCCAUAUAUCAUUGCUGCCUUUCAGUGCCCAUCAGUGAUGCCUGUCAAUGCCUAUCAGUGCCACUUACCAGUGCCUCCUCAUCAGUG
Messenger RNA from Staurois parvus, 444 nucleotides. The record is from the annotation of a GenBank genome assembly. NCBI's taxonomy places the organism in Eukaryota, Metazoa, Chordata, Amphibia, Anura, Ranidae.